GUUAGCCACUCUGCUGCAGUGUGGCUUGUUAUGGUUGAGACAGUCAGAGACACACCCUGUCAGCUGAGGGAACAGACUGAGACCUGGCUAACUCCACAGAUACAGUCGCUCAGGAAAUGAACAGGCUUUCUACAGAAUAUCUGAUGUCACUGGUUUGGGUGCUUCCACAAGUCAGAACACCAGGCACACUUCUCCCAAAGCCAAACUUUAAUUCUCAGAAUCGCAGAACUCUCUCUCUCACACACACACACACACACACACACACACACACACACACACACACACACACACACACACACACACACAAGCAAACUAAUGCAACCAAUGUAACUCAUUACCUCACACACUCCACUUUCUCUUCCUCCUUUACCAUAAAUGUAAAGAAUCAUGCGUGAAUUCCCUCUGAAAGAUUCUCUGUGAGGUGGAGGUUACUGGAGGAGGGUAAAUAGAAACAGCUACAGUGUUGCCAGUAAGACCUCGUGCCUGUGACUUCAGCAGAAAUCCAACCCAGAUGCAUGGCACGCUACCUGCUCUGCUUCUCAGCAAGGAAAAAGGAUCAGCAGACGAGGUUCAAAUAUACCUGCUGUUUAAUGAGCUUGUGUUGACAAUCUAAAGGCCCUAUGAUGAUUGGCUGCUACACUCCUAGAUUAUAAAUAUUCUGCUGUUACUGGUAACCCAAGUAUCUCAUAUGGAGUGCUAUUAGUGCCAACAGAAAUUUAACUGAAUUAAAUGUUGAUUAAAUGUAUGUUGUCACUUUAUAGUCCCAGAUACAUCUAGGUGGGUUAGACGUAGUACUAGAGGGUUUGGUCCAGGUCUACAGUAUAUCUCAAUGGGUUUGGUCCAGGUCUACAGUAUAUCUCAAUGGGUUUGGUCCAGGUCUACAGUAUAUCUCAAUGGGUUUGGUCCAGGUCUACAGUAUAUCUCAAUGGGUUUGGUCCAGGUCUACAGUAUAUCUCAAUGGGUUUGGUCCAGGUCUAUAGUAUAUCUCAAUGGGUUUGGUCCAGGUCUACAGUAUAUCUCAAUGGGUUUGGUCCAGGUCUACAGUAUAUCUCAAUGGGUUUGGUCCAGGUCUACAGUAUAUCUCAAUGGGGUUGGUCCAGGUCUACAGUAUAUCUCAAUGGGUUUGGUCCAGGUCUAUAGUAUAUCUCAAUGGGUUUGGUCCAGGUCUACAGUAUAUCUCAAUGGGUUUGGUCCAGGUCUACAGUAUAUCUCAAUGGGUUUGGUCCAGGUCUACAGUAUAUAUCAAUGGGUUUGGUCCAGGUCUACAGUAUAUCUCAAUGGGUUUGGUCCAGGUCUACAGUAUAUCUCAAUGGGUUUGGUCCAGGUCUACAGUAUAUCUCAAUGGGUUUGGUCCAGGUCUACAGUAUAUCUCAAUGGGUUUGGUCCAGGUCUACAGUAUAUCUCAAUGGGUUUGGUCCAGGUCUACAGUAUAUCUCAAUGGGUUUGGUCCAGGUCUACAGUAUAUAUCAAUGGGUUUGGUCCAGGUCUACAGUAUAUCUCAAUGGGUUUGGUCCAGGUCUACAGUAUAUCUCAAUGGGUUUGGUCCAGGUCUACAGUAUAUAUCAAUGGGUUUGGUCCAGGUCUACAGUAUAUCUCAAUGGGUUUGGUCCAGGUCUAUAGUAUAUCUCAAUGGGUUUGGUCCAGGUCUACAGUAUAUCUCAAUGGGUUUGGUCCAGGUCUACAGUAUAUCUCAAUGGGUUUGGUCCAGGUCUAUAGUAUAUAUCAAUGGGUUUGGUCCAGGUCUACAGUAUAUAUCAAUGGGUUUGGUCCAGGUCUACAGUAUAUCUUAAUGGGUUUGGUCCAGGUCUAUAUCUCAAUGGGUUUGGUCCAGGUCUACAGUAUAUCUUAAUGGGUUUGGUCCAGGUCUAUAGUAUAUAUCAAUGGGUUUGGUCCAGGUCUACAGUAUAUCUUAAUGGGUUUGGUCCAGGUCUAUAGUAUAUAUCAAUGGGUUUGGUCCAGGUCUACAGUAUAUAUCAAUGGGUUUGGUCCAGGUCUACAGUAUAUCUCAAUGGGUUUGGUCCAGGUCUAUAGUAUAUCUCAAUGGGUUUGGUCCAGGUCUACAGUAUAUCUCAAUGGGUUUGGUCCAGGUCUAUAUCUCAAUGGGUUUGGUCCAGGUCUAUAGUAUAUAUCAAUGGGUUUGGUCCAGGUCUACAGUAUAUCUCAAUGGGUUUGGUCCAGGUCUACAGUAUAUCUCAAUGGGUUUGGUCCAGGUCUAUAUCUCAAUGGGUUUGGUCCAGGUCUAUAGUAUAUCUCAAUGGGUUUGGUCCAGGUCU
Molecule: messenger RNA, 2273 nt
Organism: Oncorhynchus keta (chum salmon)
Lineage: Eukaryota; Metazoa; Chordata; Actinopteri; Salmoniformes; Salmonidae
Exons: 8
Coding region: 830-1849 (339 amino acids)
Source: RefSeq, a predicted model, not a curated record